Thrips palmi is the source of this 1850-nucleotide messenger RNA. RefSeq lists its product as uncharacterized. The coding region runs from base 802 to 1845 and encodes 347 amino acids. The record is from RefSeq and is a predicted model, not a curated record. NCBI's taxonomy places the organism in Eukaryota, Metazoa, Arthropoda, Insecta, Thysanoptera, Thripidae. The transcript is spliced from 2 exons.
UCUAUAUCAUUUUAAUUGUUUACUUUUGUAUGUUUCCAGGCAGAAUCCAGGAAACGAAAAAGGAAGGCAGAAAGGGGGAUUGAUUAUAUUCUUCAGGAAGACCACGCUGCUUUACUCGCUGAUCUGAGUGCAAACUACAAGCGACGUUGCUAUCCCGAUCCUCAGGUUCCUUCACAAGAUUGUAGCCAGUUUGCGAUUCCCUGCAAAGAUUCCUGUCUUUCGCCCAAUGAUGAUUUAAUUCAUCCCAGUGAAGACUUCAACAAAGUUAGUGAUCCGGAAGUUGAGUUGUCUAUUUUUGAUAAUGGUAGCGUUGACUUACGCCCAAACAAUGACCAUUUGUUUCAAUUGGCUGAUGACAAAAGUGAUAGUGAUGGAGAAUAUUGUGAGGAGUAUUUUGACUAUGGUGUGAGUGAAGAUGACUUGAAGAAGACUGAUUUUCCUGACCAACUAGUAACUUAUAAGCUGGAUAGAAGUGAUGUCUCACAGGAUGUGUGGAGAAUAAUAACUGGAGGGAAAAAGAGCCCAGCUCAGAAGAUUUUUUAAGACAAAACUGAUUGACUGGGCAUUGCAGUACAAAUCAGUACCUAGAAAUGCUGUGGACUCCUUAUUACAUAUCCUUAAUGAUCAUGGUCAUUCUUCGCUGCCACUGUGCUCGAAAACACUCCUUAAAACUCCACGGAGUCUUGAUAGCAGAAUCAGAAUCGUUGCUGGUGGGCAAUUUUGGUAUCGUGGAAUCUUUCAAGGCCUUUCAUCAGUGCUAACGAGGAAUAUUUUUUUUUACUUGAAAAUGACGAAGUUGAGAUGGAUGUCUUUGGAGAUGGCAUUAGCCCUUUCAAGAGUGUGAAAAGACAUUUGUGGCCACUCGCUGGAUGCCUUGUGGGUCAGAAUACUCCAUUUGUGAUCGCUAUUUGGUGUGGUCCAACAAAAGAUCCCCAGUCUGUAGAUGAGUAUCUCCAUGACUUCAUUGAGGAAUUUAAAAUUUUGAGAGAUGGUUUCUCAUUUUUAAACAGAAACCUUAAACUGAAGAUACGCUUUUUCAUUGCUGAUGCUCCAGCCAGAGCCUGGAUUCGGAAGGUCAACCAACAUGGGAGCUAUUAUAGUUGUGAAAGGUGCACUAUCAAAGGGGGGUGGAAAUUUCGCAGAAUUACUUAUGACCCAACGUGUGAGGCAACUCUAAGAACAAACGAAUCUUUCGAGGAACAGAGUCAGCCACAGUACCACAAUGGAACAUCAACACUGCUGUCUAUAGGCAUCUCAAUGAUUUCUCAAUUUCCUUUGGACAUAAUGCACUUGGUGGAUCUUGGAUGCACUAAAAGGUUAUUAGCACUACUUCUGAAGAAGAAGGCGAGCAAAUUUAAGUUGUCCAAAGAAAGCGUAGGCAGUCUUGACACACUUUCCGGCUUUCUGUACCAUUUUGUACCCUCUGAAUUUUCUCGGAAGCCAAGGCCGCUUUCUCAGUGGUGUCUCUACAAAGCAGUUGAGUUCAGGAGGAUUUUUCUAUAUGAUGGAUUUUUGAUACUAAAAAAACAAAAAAAUAAAGAAGUGUACAAUUGUUACCUGCUUUUGGCUUGUGCAAUGCGAAUCUUUCUGGACCCAGAGCUACGUACGAAGUAUGGAGAGGAUGGUCAUAAAAUUUCUUCUGACUUUUGUAUCUUUAGCUAUGAUGUUUUGGGAGCUUCUUUUGUUGUGUAUAACAUUCAUCAUUUAAUCCACUUGUAUCAUGAUAUUCUUCUCCACGGAGACCCAAACAGCUUUAGUUGCUAUAAGUAUGAAAAUAAUCUUGGUCAGAUCAAGAGCUAUCUUCUUGCUCCGGGAAGAACUUUGCAACAAAAAUGUGUAGAAUGAUAGAA